AAAAAUAUAGGAAAACUUGCUAAGAAAAAUAAGUAAAGAAAUUAAAUAGAAGAUAAAAUUAAAAGAAAAAAAGUUAAGAAUAUACUGAUAAUAAUAAUUAUAAAAUAUAAAAUAAAUUAAUAAAUAAUUACAAUAGCAGACUAAUGAGUGACCUCGAAGCAUUUCUUUUCCCAAAAGUUUUAUCACGCAGCAGCAGCACAGGGACAGAGGAAGGAAGGAGAUGAGAGUGGUGAAAUAUAUCAGUGAAUGGAGUAGCAUAGCCAAAGAAGCGCUGUCUCAAACGUUCAUCGUAGCCAAGUUUCUAUGCUUGCUUCACGUCACCAACGCCUACAUAUGCUCUCCCACUCUCGUGUUCGGUCCUAGUAUGCUUCCGACGCUCAAUCUUUCCGGUGAUGUGUUAUUGGCGGAACACGUUUCACACCGUUUGGGGAAGGUGGGACCAGGUGAUGUCGUGCUGGUUCGCUCCCCUUUAGAUCCUAGAAAAAUCGUCACUAAACGCAUUGUGGGAAUGGAGGGUGAUAGAAUUUCUUUCUCGCUGGACCCUUCUAGUACUGACAGCUGCCACACCAUUGUUGUCCCAAAGGGGCAUGUUUGGAUUCAGGGAGAUAAUGUUUAUGCUUCCAGUGACUCGAGGCAUUUUGGGCCUGUUCCUUAUGGUCUUAUUCAAGGCAAAGUGUUUUGUAGGGUGUGGCCACCUUAUGGCUUUGGAGCGUUGGAAUAAUAAGCAAAACAGGUGAUUUUGUGAAGGGCAGUUGAUCACCUGUUAUAUGGCCCAAGCCAACUGCUGAUUUUGCUUAUAAGAUAUUCAAUAUAAAAGACCAAGCGUUUUGAUCUUGGUAUAAAGUGGGAGAUAUGAAGUUUCAGGAUGCUAAAUUGUUGUAAAUUUUGUAACACAUUGAUUGUCUUUGAUUUUUACAGUUGAAAAUACUUGAGGCUUUUAGGACUCCUGAGUUGCAGAGAUCUAUGCUAUAAUCUAUAACAAAAUAAAUUUUUGUUUUGGUGUA
This is a messenger RNA of Manihot esculenta (cassava), 1004 nucleotides long. RefSeq names its product mitochondrial inner membrane protease subunit 1. The transcript has 5 exons. Gene Ontology annotation, molecular function: serine-type endopeptidase activity. The record is from RefSeq and is a predicted model, not a curated record. Gene Ontology annotation, cellular component: mitochondrial inner membrane peptidase complex; membrane. Bases 221 to 721 code for a protein of 166 amino acids. NCBI's taxonomy places the organism in Eukaryota, Viridiplantae, Streptophyta, Magnoliopsida, Malpighiales, Euphorbiaceae.